Molecule: messenger RNA, 1968 nt
Organism: Punica granatum (pomegranate)
Lineage: Eukaryota; Viridiplantae; Streptophyta; Magnoliopsida; Myrtales; Lythraceae
Source: RefSeq, a predicted model, not a curated record
UUCUCGUUUAAUCUCCUGUCCAUGUUCCUCUGCCUGCCACCGUCUCUCUCCUUCAAAUGCGCAAAGUUGGCAGUGCCCACGGCUUCGAUCGCCACCUCUGACCCCUCUCCACACUCUGAGAAAUGGGAUUGAACCUGACCCUAUUGACCGCUCUAGCUCUCGCAGCCGCCGCCGCCUUCACGGUGCCGGUGCCGGUUGUCAUAUGCGGGACAGUCCUUCCUCCGACCGUCCUCCGCCUCGAGCGGGCCUUCCCUCCUCUCAGCCACCCACUCGACCUCGAACCUGUCCGGGCCCGGGACCGCCUCCGGCACUCUCGAAUCUUGCAGCAGUCCCUGGCGAGCAGCGGGGUCGUCGACUUCUCUGUUCAGGGUUCCUCCGAUCCCCUCCUCCUGGGGCUUUACUUUACCAAGGUGAAAUUGGGAUCUCCAGCGAGGGAAUUCAAUGUGCAGAUCGACACGGGAAGCGAUAUCUUGUGGGUAACGUGCAGCUCAUGCACCAAUUGCCCCCAAACAAGUGGACUCGGCAUGGAGCUCAAUUUCUUCGAUUCCUCGAACUCUUCGACGGCCUAUGCGGUUCACUGUUCGCACCCGAUAUGCAAUUCUCAAGCUCAGACUUCUUCAGUUCAGUGCUCCCCACAGAGUGACCAGUGUGGUUACUCUUUCCAGUAUGGAGAUUUGAGCGGAACAUCCGGUUAUUAUGUCAUUGAUACAUUAUAUUUCGAUAUAGUUCUUGGACAGUCCCUGAUCACCAACUCUUCAGCUCCUGUAGUUUUCGGGUGUAGCAACUAUCAAUCUGGAGACUUGACUAAGUCAGAUAAAGCCAUUGAUGGCAUUUUUGGAUUCGGGCCAGGGGAUCUGUCCAUAAUAGCUCAGUUAUACGCACGAGGGCUAACUCCGAAAGUUUUCUCGCAUUGCCUGAAAGGGGACGCGAAUGGAGGAGGGAUAAUGGUUCUUGGAGAGAUUUUGGAGCCCACCAUUGUUUAUAGUCCACUUGUACCUUCCCAGCCUCACUACAAUUUGUAUCUCCAGAGCAUUGCGCUUAAUGGGCAACCGUUGCCAAUUGACCCGGCAGUGUUUGCACCAUCAAAUGACCGAGAGACCAUCAUUGACUCUGGAACAACCUUAGCUUAUCUUGUGGAAGAAGCUCUCGACCCUUUAAUUAAUUCUAUAACUUCAGCAGUUUCACAAUCUGCAACUCCCAUCAUUUCCAAAGGGAUGCAGUGUUAUCUGGUUUCUACAAGUGUGUCUGAGAUUUUCCCAACUAUGAGUUUGAACUUUGCGGGUGGUGCAUCGAUGGUGCUAAAACCCGAGGAAUACCUCCUGCAUUUUGGUUUCACGGAAGGAGCAUCUUUGUGGUGCCUUGGUUUCGAUAAAGCUAAAGGCGGGAUCAUGAUUCUUGGAGACCUCGUCUUAAAAGACAAAAUUUUCGUUUACGAUCUCGCUCGUCAAAGGAUUGGAUGGGCUUCAUACGAUUGUUCCAUGUCCGUAAACGUCUCUGUGGUCUCUGGGAAGGAUGAAUUCUUCAAUGCGGGUCAAUUGAGCGUGAGCAGCUCUGCAAGAGACAUGCUCUUGAAGCUUCUACUGAGGAUAGCGAUGCUGCUCUUACUCUACCUCGAGCUUCCCCAGCUUACGCAUUUAUUUAUUGCGCUCCAUGGGCCCUCUCCCCCGAUUGUUUCGACUGCAAAAGAUCAGCAGUCAGUGAUUAUGGUUUAUAUAGCUCUAUUGAUUCUGAGGCAGGGUCGAAUGAUGUGUCUCAGAUUUCGGUUUCUUCUUGCCAAGAUUUUCGUAGGCCGUCACUGUCGCCGAAAUUGUAAAUGCUGUGCUGUAACAUUAACUGGCGACUGUUAUAAGCGUAAGUAUUGUAGCUAUAUUUUUUGAUAUUAUAGGGAUGAAAUGUUUUGAUCUGACAGAGGUUAGAUCUCUGAACUUCAUUUCUUUGAUUAGUGAAAAGAUCUACAAGUUGUUUCUA